CGGCGCCCGGCCGCUACACUUGCCCUUCAACUCGCUUACGAUCCACGUAAACAAUGCGCUGAAAUGUCCCAACUAUAAGAAGAUUUCCGUAUUGCAUGUUUAUUUACUUUUGAUAUUUUAGUGAAGAAAUUGAUAGUUUUAUAGUAGCCGGUAGAUUUUCCGAGACUAUAAAAGACAAUUUUAGACGUAGUGACUUAUCAGUAUUUAAGGAACGAUGCAGUGUUUUCCAAAGUUGUCUCCUAAACGCGAGCCGAUGGACGUAAUUUACGAAUCGGAGAUGCUUCCUGGCGCUAGGAGGCUGGAGCUGCCGGCUCCGCCAGGCAAGGAGUUCCGCGCGCCCGUGCUGCUGGCGGCGCCCAGCAUGGCUCCCACACACUCGGUGAUCCAGUGCAUGCGCCCGCCACCGCCACCACCCCCGCCGCCACCACCGCGUCUCCACAAGCCUCCGUCCUUCGAAGAACCCUCAAGUUCCAUUCCAGAUUUAGAGUUUGACGGUACGACGGUGCUGUGCCGCGUAUGCGGUGAUAAAGCUAGUGGAUUUCAUUAUGGCGUUCAUUCCUGUGAAGGUUGCAAGGGCUUCUUCAGGCGGUCCAUCCAACAGAAGAUUCAAUACAGACCCUGUACAAAAAAUCAACAGUGCUCCAUACUUAGGAUCAACAGAAAUCGGUGUCAAUAUUGCCGAUUGAAAAAAUGCAUCGCAGUUGGCAUGAGCAGAGAUGCCGUGCGGUUCGGACGUGUUCCCAAACGGGAGAAAGCACGCAUCCUUGCGGCGAUGCAACAGUCGUCGACGUCGCGAGCAAACGAGCAGGCAGCGGCUGCAGAGCUAGAUGAUGCCCCUCGAUUACUAGCGCGCGUGGUGCGUGCUCACCUAGACACCUGCGAGUUCACGCGAGAACGCGUUGCCGCAAUGCGUGCACGCGCUCGCGAUUGUCCCAACUACUCGCUACCCACUAUGGCCUGCCCGUUAAAUCCGGCACCAGAGCUACAGUCUGAGAAGGAAUUCUCUCAGAGAUUUGCACACGUAAUUCGUGGUGUAAUAGACUUCGCUGGAUUAAUUCCCGGUUUCCAGCUGCUCACCCAAGACGACAAGUUUACGCUGCUCAAAAGUGGACUUUUUGAUGCGUUAUUUGUGCGGCUUAUCUGUAUGUUCGAUGCGCCACUUGAUAGUAUAAUUUGUCUAAAUGGUCAAGUCAUGAAACGGGACAGUAUUCAAAAUGGCGCCAAUGCACGGUUCCUUGUGGAUUCAACUUUCAAAUUUGCCGAGCGCAUGAACUCAAUGAACUUAACUGACGCAGAAAUCGGCCUCUUCUGUGCUAUAGUGCUUAUCACUCCGGACAGGCCCGGACUACGUAACGUAGAACUUGUGGAAAGGAUGCAUGCUAGACUCAAGGCAUGCCUGCAAACGGUGAUCGCCCAAAGCAGACCAGACCGACCUGGCUUCCUUAGAGAAUUAAUGGACACCCUUCCUGAUCUCCGCACUCUUAGCACACUACACACGGAAAAACUAGUAGUAUUCCGAACUGAACACAAGGAAUUACUGCGGCAACAGAUGUUGACUGAUGAAGAAGGUGUGAUGUCUUGGGGUGACCCCGUUGCCGAUGAGUCGGCUCGCAGCCCCAUCGGUUCAGUGUCAAGCAGUGAGUCCGGUGAAGCCAUCGGCGACUGCGGUACGCCUCUGCUGGCCGCCACAUUGGCUGGCCGCAGGCGACUUGACUCCCGAGGAUCCGUAGACGAGGAGGCACUCGGCGUGGCACAUCUUGCUCACAACGGUCUUACUGUAACGGCAGUUCGCCCGCCACCUCGCUACCGCAAAUUAGAUUCACCAACUGAUUCUGGUAUUGAAUCAGGAAAUGAAAAGCAUGAAAGGAUAGUUGGCCCUGGAUCCGGCUGCUCAAGCCCGAGAUCUUCACUAGAGGAACACUCAGAUGACAGGCGGCCACCUCCAUCUGCCGACGACAUGCCUGUGCUCAAACGCGUGUUGGAAGCUCCACCGCUGUACCAUACGACAUCGCUAAUGGACGAGGCGUACAAGCCGCACAAGAAAUUCCGUGCGAUGCGUCGUGACACAGGAGAGGCUGAAGCCCGCGUAGUACGGCCAGCGCCAUCUGCGCAGCCACCACAGCACCCGCACCCUGCCAGCCCAGCGCACCCUGCGCACUCGCCUCGCCCGCUGCGAGCCUCGCUGUCCUCCACGCACUCCGUGCUGGCCAAGAGCCUGAUGGAGGGGCCACGCAUGACCCCCGAGCAGCUGAAACGCACCGACAUCAUCCAACAGUACAUGCGGCGCGGUGAGGCCGUCGCGGAAAGCUGCCCAAUGCGCACCGGUGGCCUGCUAACAUGCUACCGCGGCGCGUCGCCAGCGCCUCAGCCUGUGAUGUCUCUACAAGUUGAUGUAUCGGACGCUGAUGCGCCCCUGAACCUGUCCAAGAAGUCGCCCUCGCCGCCGCGCUCUUUCAUGCCGCAGAUGUUGGAGGCGUGAGACCGGCCCGCGGAGCCAAUUGUCUCCGCCACCCCACCCCGACCUACUUUAAAUUAAAUAAUCUAGUUAAUAGUAAUCGUUCGCAGAUCGUUUUAAUAUAUUAUAUGUGAUAAUUUGAUUAGGAAGCGUGAGUGCGUGGCCGGCGCCGGUCGAGGAGAGGACACGCAAUAGACUGACAAAUAAUUUAAGACUAUAUAAGUGUAAUUUAUAAAUGCAAUGCAGCGCCGGUCGCGGUGUGUUUGUUGUGUGUAAUGUAUGUGCGUAUGUGAGCGUGCUCAGUCAUUUGUUUGUUAAUAUAAUGACAGGUUGUCGAACUAAAAUAAAAGAAUCUUGUAAAAAUUA
Spodoptera litura is the source of this 2821-nucleotide messenger RNA. It is a transcript of the gene Eip75B, whose product is annotated as Ecdysone-induced protein 75B. Gene Ontology annotation, molecular function: nuclear receptor activity; zinc ion binding; RNA polymerase II cis-regulatory region sequence-specific DNA binding. The record is from RefSeq and is a predicted model, not a curated record. Gene Ontology annotation, biological process: positive regulation of transcription by RNA polymerase II; negative regulation of transcription by RNA polymerase II; hormone-mediated signaling pathway. NCBI's taxonomy places the organism in Eukaryota, Metazoa, Arthropoda, Insecta, Lepidoptera, Noctuidae.